AUGGCAGAAUCAAAGAUUGAUCCCAGGAUCUUCCCUCGGUGGGUGAGAUAUUCCGCCCUGCUCACUGUCAACGUGUUUGUAUUUAUGGGCAAUAUGUACUCAUCUGGGAUAGCUACUGGCUUCGGGAGCUUGGCAGAGGACCUUCAACUUCCCUUUGAAAAACUGUCGGACUUGAUUAGCUACUCUGUGCUGGCUAUGGGCUUGGCAAACAUUUUCUGGAUGCCUCUGGCGCUGUGUUUUGGCAAGCGUCCCGUUGUCCUCAUCUCUAUGGCGAUGUUCGUGACCGGAAUUAUCUGGACUUGUGUCGCCAAAAACUACAAUAGCCUCAUGGGAGCUCGUGUUUUUGCCAGUUUCGAUCUAUUCUACGAACGCAACUAUGCCAGUGCGAUGGCUACCUACGCUUUAUUUCUCUCGGGCGGGUCGCAGAUCGGACCCGUCAUUGCCGGCUACCUGGUUGCAUCAAACGGCUGGAGAUGGUUCUUCUAUUUGUGCUUGAUCUUUGCUGCAGUCAACUUCGUGACAACCUUUUUCCUGUUGCCAGAAACCCUUUAUGAGGCCGAGACUGCGACUGAGGACGAACCUCAGGGGGAUUUGGAGAAGGUCUCUCAACGACACAUUGCAACAGUACCUUCGCGGUCGACCAGUGAUUCAUUUGGUUAUGCGGCCUACUGGAAGGGGCUUUUUAAGGUUGGUAUCUCACAGGCGGCCCGCGAAGAGGGAGUCUUGAAAUUCUUGGGCUACACCUUUGCCCUGCCGCUACCGCUGAUCGUGAUACCUGGAGUCUUGCUCGCCUCAGUCAUGUAUGGUGUCGUUCUCGGAGGGGUUGUCUCCAUCUCCACUCUCUGCCCAUCGCUUCUCUCGCCACCUCCCUACCUCUUCACAUCGGCCGACCUCGGUCUAUUCACCCUUAGCAGCUUUAUCGGCAUCAUCAUUGCCUUCCCCAUCGCUGGCCCUCUCACCGACUACGUCUCGCAAUGGCUACGUCGCCGCAACAAUAACAUCCACAAACCGGAGCACCGCUUCCCAGCCCUCCUCGUCCCCUUUCUCCUCUGCCCCCCCGGCCUAAUCAUAUUCGGCUACUCCUUCGCCCACCAGCGACACUAUAUCGGCCCCGCCGCAGGUGCAGCUCUGUCCGCCGCGUCUCUCACUCUCGUCCCCUCGGUCAUGCUCUCAUAUGUCGUGGACUCGUACCCGCGCACGAGCGGAGAGGCGCUGGUUCUGGUCAACGCGUCCAAAAACGUGGUUGCCUUUGGGCUGGCCAAGGGAUCGUACUCGUGGAUGGCGCUCGUGGGUGUUGACAAGAUGUUUUACGAGUUUGCGGGUAUCCAGUGGGCAGUGAUUGCAUUGGCGCUUCCCUUGUACUAUGCCGGUCCUUGGAUUCGGGCCAAAACAACGAACUUUGUGUAA
Messenger RNA from Aspergillus fumigatus Af293, 1407 nucleotides. RefSeq names its product putative MFS transporter. Bases 1 to 1407 code for a protein of 468 amino acids. Gene Ontology annotation, molecular function: transmembrane transporter activity. The transcript is spliced from 5 exons. Gene Ontology annotation, biological process: transmembrane transport. The record is from RefSeq and is a predicted model, not a curated record. NCBI's taxonomy places the organism in Eukaryota, Fungi, Ascomycota, Eurotiomycetes, Eurotiales, Aspergillaceae.